AUGGCGCUGAGGGUGGCAGGCCGGCUGCGUACACUGCGGAAGCUGGUGGCGGCCGUCGCCGGACUUUGCAACCCUCACGGCUCCACCGCACACGAAAUCGUCGAGUGGAACGCGCACCACCCCUGUGGCACCAACCGCUGUCAUCACUUGCCCAUCAACGACAGCGAGAGUAGGCCAUCCCACUGCAUUUUAUCGCUGUAUGACCAACCUAUGUUUUGGAUUACAAUGCGGAAGGACAAGGCUCGCCUGUUGACUGGCCUACGCUAUGGUGUGAUGAAAGGUGUCCUCGAGAAGCAUGGAUGCCGCUACAAGCUGGCCAUGGAAGGUGGUCGCCCCAAGGGACGCCAGCAAGACGCUCGACCGCAGGUCAGAUGCUGCCGUCAGCGGCGGUGUCGCAGCUCCAGGAGGCGCUGCCGCACUCGCGCACCCUCCAGCAGCUCGCACCACCGCCGCCAGUGGAAGUGUCGCAGUUCCAGGAGGCGCUGCCGCACUCGCGCACCCUCCAGCAACACGCGACACCGCCGCCAGUGGAAGUGUCGCAGCUCCAGGAGGCGCUGUAGCGCUUGCUCACGCUCCAGCACCACGCGCAACCGCCGCCAGCGGAAGGGUCGCAGCACCAAGAGGCGCUGCUGCGCUUGCACACGCUCCAGCAGCAAGCGCAUGAGCCGUCGCAGCACGCACAGGUACCGCCACCCUACUACUAUAGCGGUGUGCACCAAGAAUGCUGGUGAGUCCGAGUCCCACCGAGGGCGACAGCCGGGCGCCGCACCUGUUGCUCCAGGACGAGUAGACGUCGCCAGCUGUCCAGUGGGCGAUGCCGCUCCGUCGCCCGGCGCCUGCGCAGUGCGCGAGGCAAGCCCGUAA
Messenger RNA from Schistocerca gregaria, 864 nucleotides. RefSeq lists its product as uncharacterized. The record is from RefSeq and is a predicted model, not a curated record. Bases 1 to 864 code for a protein of 287 amino acids. The transcript is spliced from 4 exons. NCBI's taxonomy places the organism in Eukaryota, Metazoa, Arthropoda, Insecta, Orthoptera, Acrididae.